AUGGACAGCUGGACUCUCCAGGGGGACAGCUACUCCUUCCUGCGCAGUGCGCCCCGCACCUUUUCCCUGUGCCAUCGUGACGGCACCCCCAACCACGUUGAAAUUUUCGACAUCAUCAACGUCCCUAAUCAGCGCAGUUCAAUUUCUGAGACUACCUGCCUGUGUGACAUUUUUGGAGACGACUGUGAGUCACCCUCCCUCUCGAGCAGCCCUGCUGUAGGGGCUUUUGUUCCUUCCCAGAGGGAGGUGGACGGGUCAGCUGCUGCAUCUCCCCUGGUGGAUGACCUGAACGACUCCUCAGGCUCUUAUCACACUGCACAGGGCUCCAGUGAAGGAGAGGAGGGCUUUGAAGAUUCAAGAGAAAGGCUUCACAGCCCCCUGUUGCAGAGCGAGUCUUCAGAGAGGAGGCAGCCAGAGGCCGAGAGACUGAACUCAGGGCAUCCAGAAGUUUCUGAGGACAGUAGCCCAAAUUUAGAUCCAGAAAACAAAUCACCGGUAUCACAGCUUGCUUUAGCUAGCCCAUCACCUGAAGUCCUCAACACUGGUGAGAGGACCCCCACUCCUGGGCACAACAGCCCCUAUACCUUGAGUCCAGAGGGAACAGCAUCAUUCUCAUCUUCCUCCUCAGUUGAAAAUAGAUGUUCGCCAUCACCACCUAAUCCCAGACAAGCCCAUUCAGAAGCCGAACCCAGGAGGAUCACUCCUACUAUCAUAGAUAGACACAACAGCCCCUCACAUCAGUCUUUCACCCCAAGUCCUUCCCCUGAGCCCCAGAACUGUGUCAGCUCAUCCUCCUCUGAAUCAGUGAACACCCAGUCUUUACCUGAUCCAAGGAGCAGCUACUUCAAUCAACACAGCAGUCCUUCACCAGAGCACAUAAGCAAAGAUUUUUCUCUAGAUUUCACAGACUCAGCCUUUGAAUCUAGAACCAUCCUUUCAUCUCCUUUACAUUCAUCCAGUAGUACAGAGUUCUCAUCCCAGUCAAGAGAGGCACGGGUCUCUCCUGAGCUGAAUACUAGGCCCUACUCCCCUGAUACUCAAGCAUCAUCUCCUUUUCCUGAGCUGAGAGGGAGGGUCUCCCUGCCUGAUCUCUUCAGCAGAAGCUCCACACCUGAUAUUGAAGAAUCUACCCACACCCCUGAGCUAGUUUCAGAUCUUUCCACUGCAGGGAGAGACGCCACAACUACUCCUGAGCACCAAGCCACGAGGCUAUCAGCUGAACCUGUCAGUGCUGUGUCUUCGCCCGCUCCACGAUACACACCUCCCUCACCUGUCAUUUCAAUAGCAACAUCUCCUGAGCUUGUGGAGCGUAGUGUCUCACCUGAAUCAAGUCACACUGCUCCAUCACCUGGCCUGCUCAGCACUGCUUCUCCAACUAAAUCUGCGGCCAGAACGCCCUCUCCUGGCCCCUCAUAUAAAAUAAGACACAUUUCAGCACCUUCUGAAAUCAGGGCCCAGGUGUCUUCACCUGUUGUAAGCUAUAGUUUAUCUCCAUCACCUGAAGUUACAAGUAACAGCUCUCCCAUAGAGCACAGAUAUACUGCUCCCUCACCUGAAAUCAGGAUUACAGCAUCCUCACCUGAGGUCAAUAGGAAGGAGCGGUCUUCUGAAGUGGAGACGUCAGCCUCUCCUCUCUUAGAGCCUCCCUUUGACUCAUCCUCAUCAAGAAGCCUCACUUCAUCCCCUCAUAUCACAGGGAUUUCUUACUCUGUUGUUCAGCCUGAGGACAGGGUCACUCCCCCAUUUCCUGAGCUCUCUCGUCGCUCCACCCCUGAGCCUGACACAACACUUGUGUCGCCUGAUGCAAGGAGCCCUACCCCAAGCAAAGAUAGCAUACAGAGCAGUAUAGCAGAGUCCACCAGUACACCACGAGACUCACCUCAUACAUUAGGCUUCACAAGCUCUGUCGUGCAGCCUGAAAUAACGCUGUCGCAUCAACCCAGGUACCGAACACCUUCACCUCAGCUAAAGUAUCGCACUCCCUCACCUGAGCCAAGAUAUCAAACCCCUUCAUCUGACAAGUACCAGAGUCCCUCACCUCAGCACCGAAGUAAAGAGCCAUCACCUGUUGCCCCAAUUCCUGAACAGAGAUAUCAUCAGCAUUCACCAGGGUACAACCCUCAGUAUACACAGCCUACUCCUCCUCUGAGCAAUACACCUGAGGUUGAGAGGGAUUGCUCUUCAGCUGAUCUGACAGAAGCACAGUACCCCACACAUUUGGCAACAGAGAGUGUGUCACCCUCAUUUGAAUUAGACAGAGGAGACAAAUCAGUUGUAGCCGAAAUCAAAGGCAGAUCACCAGUGGUGGCACUUCAUUCACCUGCACCUACCUCACCUUUCUUAGCUGAAGAAGAGGUGGACAGUUCACCGAAACAACAAAGCACAGAGAGAGAAGCAUCGCUAAAGGAAGCAAACCUUCAGGAUAACUCAGGCAUAGCCGUCUUCUCUGAGGAAAAACAAGCCACUGGCCUCACCUUAUUUAAGAAAGAAGACACUUAUAAUAAUUCUCCCUCUGAAAUCAAGUCAUCCUCCCCUAAUCUUCUAGAGUCCAAGGACAGGAGUCCAAGCAUUUCCCCUGUCCGCAGGGCUCCAUCCAGAUCACCUGUGCAGACGCUGCAAAAACCACAGCCUCAGUUCACUACUUGUUCCCGAAGUCCUGAAAGCAACAACUCUUUAAAAUCACCCUAUACACAGGAACACAUAAGAAGACAGCUGUCAACUAGUGUUAGACUUGAAAACAAAGAAAGGUUAACAGAGGGCAUGGCCCACCAUGUGAACAGAAGGCGGACUCCCUCUCCGCCACUCACCAGGUUUACACCUGUCCACAUCAUAGCCCCUGAGAAACCAUACAGACACUGGCAAAACAGAAGCUGUAGCCCCUCUCAGAUUGUAGCAUCCUCACCAAGUGGUAAUUUAAAGAAAGCGGUGACAAAUAGGGAAAGCCCCGAUGUUGCCCCUGUUGACAAUAAUAGCCAGGCCCAGUGGGUCAGGCUAGGAACGCAAUUGGAGAUGGAGAGGGAAAUGCAGCUGGAGGAGGAUAGAGAGGUAGGUAGGGAGAGGCAAAUGGAUAGGGAGAUGGAGAGAGAGCGAAAGAGGGAGGAGCAGCUUCCUGAAAAGGGGAAGGGGUGGCAAGGGGACGCCAGUUACGGAGGGGAACAGGUUGAGCUGUCAUUCAAUGCCAGGAAUAGAAAAGGGCCUGCGAGUCGCAGAACAGCUCCCACAAGCAGAGAGACCCGUCAGGGACUGCCAACAGUGCAUUCCUAUUCAGAGAGUUUGCUUGCCACCAGACAGCUACAGCAACAACAGAGUCUGCUUAGACUGGCUUCCCAGCAGGACACCAGGGGUGGUGCUACUAGCAGACGGCUACAACCUCCUGCCCACAAGAACAAGAACGGUGCUCCUGGACGCGUGGCCGUAAACAGGCCCUGUCGGAGUUCCAGCUCCAGCAUGGGAAGUGAGCUUGAUGAGGCAGACAAUGAGGUGAAGUGGUUUACAGACUUGGCUUUCCGCAGCCUGUCAAGCCCUGAGGUAGAUUACCUCGAUAUGUACAACUCCAGCCACCGUUCGUCUACCAACAUUUCUCAACCAUCUACCCAGGAGAGCCCAGCGGGGGUCAAUGCUGCCUGGCUAGCCUAUGCUGACUUCAGGGGUUCUGCUCCAAAACUGGACACUGAUGAACUCUCCUUCCAGCAACCAUCUGCAUACUACUCAGAUGGCCUAGAUCCAUCACGACGCUAUGACAUGGGCAGCUUUGAGUGCGUAGAUGUGGCCGUGGAAAGAGAGGACUCCAGGAAGGUGAGAAGAGGAGUACCAAAGAGACAGAUCCAGCUGAAGAGAAAGGAUACUGCUGAAGGGAAACAGGAUGAGAGCAGUGAAAAUAGCAGCCCUGGGGUUCCAGUGAUGGUGGAAAGCCCCUCUCUAGAGAGUCACUCCAGAGAGACACUGAUGAGACAACACAGUACACCAGCAGCAAUGCAAGAAUUCUACACCUCUGAGCGCAGCCCUGAGCCCAAUCAACAAAAUGAAAGAAAAUCCAAGCUCCAUAAAUCUGCUUCUCUGGAUGAAACAUGCACUAAAACCAAGAUGGCCUCUUGUCUCAUCAAGAACGUGCUGUCCAAGAGGAUGCAAAGUGUUGAUAAACAACCUGAUGAGCAGGCAGGAGAGGAAGUGAGCCCCGCUGUUGAGGAAAACAGCCCACCAACAGAGAGUGCAGUGGCACCACGUAGAGAGUCUCCAAAACCUGACGCACAUACUCUGAGUUCCAGUUUUCAGUCAGAUUACAGUCUCUCAUCUGAAAGUCUUUCUUUUGUGAGAGGGGAACCAAGCACAAAGGACGACGCCAAACCACUAAAAAGCUGUGGAGUGAGAUCCGGUUACAGGCCAAGUUCAUCCAGCAGCAGCAGAAGUGUCAGCUUUUCACAGACUGAGAGUGAAGAGGCUGAUUCUCAAAGCAGGAAUGCAACCUCCUCAAGAUCUGAAACGAGAUCAAAAUUGAAAUUGCCGUUCGAUAGUAACCAGUCAAGAGCCGGAGAACAACAAGCAGAUGAGCGUAAAAUGUGGGAUGGAAGGGAGGGUGGUGACUCAGCAAAUGCCACUGCCGGGAACACAGGAGCUCCUUCUGCCACUGGAGCCAGCAGCACGCAGGCAAGGGCGACAAAUAGAGACCAGGAAUGUGAACACACAGAGGACCAUAAACAAGUGCAACAGGGUGACAAGGGCGCCUACACAUCAAAAACACAGGAGAUUACACUCAAAGCCGUGGAGAAAAAGAAAGCCUCCCUAAAUGUCUGUCUCACACCUGAGGCAGAAAACAAACCUGAGGCCUCUUCACCAGACAUGUCUUACAGAGAGAGGGAGGAAAGAAUAGAGAUCAGUGUAGCUGAGAAAACAGAGGAAGAGGAAGGAAAUGGGGCAAAUCCAGUUAAGGUCCCUAUUCACAAAGUCAGAGAUGUGAGGCGACUUGUAAAAAAUACAUAUAAUCUGUCCUUCAAGGCAACUAGUGCUGUAAUGACCUCGAAUGUGAAUGAAGAAAGGGUUGGAAAUUUUAAUGAGGAAACGAGGGAAGACAUAAAAGAGGAAAGGAGGGAAGAGGUCAUAGCAGAGGACGAGAGGGAUGUAAGGCAAGCGGCAAGGAGGGAGGAGAGGGAAGGGCAGUUCAGGGUGGAGGGGAAAGAGGAACAGAAAGAGGAGGUAAAGGGCUCAAAGCUGUUCACCUCAUCUCCACCUCUUCAGAGCAAACCAAAUCCUUUGUCUCGUCCACAGCCAAUGCAGAUAGAAUACAAGGCUGUUUGCUGGAAAGAGGACAAAAAUAAAAUCUCGGGCAGCACGAAAGACUCAGAGAACCCAGGUGGCAAACCCCGGGCCUCUCCAAAGCAUGCCACAGAGUUAAGCAGAGAUUCACAGAUGUCCUCCAAUGCAAAUACACAGAAUCACACGGCAGGAGACAAGUCAUGCCAACACGAUUUAAACAUGGCAGCAGAAACAGGAGAGACAGAAGUGCAGAAAGUGCCAGAUAAUGAGGACAAACCUGUGGUGGUCAGAACAGACAGGAAACCUCCCAUGCUGGGGAGCCUCCCCAAACUGCCCAGUAAAGAAAGAGAGGUGUCCACUGCUGUAGUGUUAAUAAGGGAUGGAUCCAGCAAGACCAAAACAUCUGUAUCUCCAGCCCAGGAAGAGAUCCAUACCCCGCUUCAAGUUCCAGUUUCUUCACUUUCACCAGGGCCCAACACCCCUGGCAGUACCCACAGUAGCAGCGGCCACUCGGUUUCCAUGUUAUUAAAGGAGAAAGGCUACCAAGCUGACAUCGGGGCUGUGGUGGGUGACAACCAGAAUGCAGCUGGAGGUAAAGGGCCUCCCCGUAAGCAUGUCAACUGCCUGGAGAUCCCUCUUCAGACCACCACUCCUUCAGGUGGAGGUCGGAUCGAGUCUCAUAGAGAGAGGACAGUCUCCUCCUCAUCGACCACAUCUGGCCCCUCAGCAGUAUCUGAUAACACAGACACUCUUGCAAAGACCAAAGAAGAAGAGGGCGUUGGCAUUAAGCCUACUGUAAAAGACACGGCAAAGCAAAAAAGUGCAUCUUUGCUAAGGAAUACGCUGGAGCAAAUACCACCUCCCACCAAACAGAAGGAAGUAGGAGAUUUUGAAGCAGUGAAAAGACUAGAUCCAACUUUCCCCCCGAGGUCCCCGGCAAUAAGGAGGUUCAGACCACAGCCAAUUGAGGUUAAGUCACUGUCUAAAGAAACACAGAAACAGGAGAUGCCCACAAACUGUACAGGAAACAACAGGCCUCAAACCAUUGAAGUCAAAUCUAUAGCUAAAAAUUCUCAAAAGCCAGCUGUGCCUCCAAAACCGAGCUGCAAAUUCAAACCUGCAGAUAUAGGAGUGAUGCCAAAUGAAGCACAGAGACCACCAGCAACAAUAUCCACUGUAAAACCACAUAGUGAGGAGAGGCCUCAAACGAUUGUAGUGUCCUCACCGACAAUCUAUAGAAAGAUCUCCAAUGAGUCAACAUCAGCAUCAAACUAUACAAGAAAAGUAGCUGUCUCUGCAGUGUCCAGCCUCAAACCUCCACCUUGCAAAACAGCAGCAACCACUAUCUCCAAUCUCUCAAACCAGUCAACAGCACCAUCAGAGACAGAGCCAUCUCAAGACGGAGGUCAGCAGCAAAAGCCAAACCAGUCUAGUUAUACGCAGAGGCCCACAACCUUAACUACAGCCCCAACAUCAGCUUCUGACCCAGGUUUAACCUCGGCUGCUGGUCCAGUUUAUGACCCAAAAUCAAACCAAGUCCCUGGACCUGCCUCGGCUGGAGCCAACCAGCCAAGCCAGCCAGUUGUUAUGGAUCCAGACAGCCAGCCACAGCAUCCCACCACAGCAUACCCUCAUGAGCAAGCUAUGCCGGUAACUUCACACAAUAUAAAACAACCCGCUGCUGUUUCCACAACACAAGCGCCAGGAUACACACACCAGCCAUUCUCCAGAUCAUUCUCCAGUGAGCGCUCUCAAAGGACAGAUGACUUGCGCUUUUAUGCCUCAGAUGACCCUCCAAGCUACGAUGAAAGAGAGAGCUUCAGUCCCCUCAUGCUCCCAGAUCUGACCCCCAGGAGGUCAAAUCGCUAUCAGCCUUCCUCCCGCCCUCCUCCCUGCUCCUGCACAGCUGGCUGCCCUUCCCACCCUGGUCUCACCCCUCCUCACCAUCACCGCAGCCCCCAUACCCUCACACCCCCUGCCCCUCCCCAUUCUCCGGGCCAGGCGCUGCCUUACCCAGUGGCUCAGCCCCCUCUCCGUCCGCACCAGUGCAGACCUGACCCUCAGCAGAUGAGCUACCAGCCCGGCUCUCCCAAAUCAAGUCCUCUUGGUCCUAGCCAGCCACCGACCAUGUACCAGCCUCUCCACCAGCCUCCUUCCUGCCCUCCCCACCCCUCACUCAUGCAGGCCUGCCCUGCUGACCGCCCACUGCAGCCACCCCAGCAUAUUGACUCUCGACGUCCCCCUGUCCACAGAUCCCCCCAGCAACAGCCACCAGGCAUGGCUGGGGCUCCUUACAGCGAUACAGGCCACGGCCACUCUCCUGGCCUUCCUCCUAUGGAUCCCCAGUACCUGUGUGGCCCUCAAAGCCUUGGGCCUUCUUAUGGAUCUGAAUAUGGGGGUGACAGCUCUAGUUUGUACUCAGAAAGUGGCUAUGGACAGACACCUCGCAGAGUGCUCCUGGAUCCUGAGACAGGCAAGUAUUUUUAUAUUGAGGUGCCUGUACAGCCACUGAGGAAAAUGUUGUUUGACCCAGAGACUGGCCAAUAUGUGGAAGUGCUCAUCCCGCAGCAAGCAAUGUCCCAAUCGGGCCUGUAUCCCCCUUCAGCAGCCCCCUUCUCAUCUCUCCACAACACCAACAUGUAUGCCCCUGCUCCGCAGUAUAUGCCAUAUGCAGCUCCUCCUCCUCCUCCAGCUCACCCCCAGGCUCAGCCCCAGCCACCCCGAUAUCCCGAGGCCUCUGCUGCAGCAACAAUGCACCCAAGUGGGCCUGGGGUCAGCUACAGGAAUCCCUCUGGUCAGGCAUCCAAGCCAGAGCCCCAGAACCACCCACCAUUGGACCAGAGCUACCUGGAGAGUAUGUAUUAUGUCCCUACAGGGAUGAAUGCGAGCCCCAAUCCCACUCCUCCAGACUAUUACCACAAACAUCCCCCCAGCCUACCCCCAACAGGGGGGAAAAGGUCCUGAAAUAGAGGAUAGAGGCCGCCUUCCUGGAGCCUGUUAGGUUUUAAAUACACAGUGUAUAAAGGGAGGUGUCUAAUGUUAGCCUGUAAUGUUAUUUGAGUUUUCACAUUGCAACUGAAGACAGCAAUUCUUUGGUUGUUUAUUUGCUGCUGCUUGUUCUGUGCAACGCUGCUUUAAUAGAACAUGAAACAUGAUUCUUGAGUUAAUAGUUUUGAAAAUACAAGCUCUGAAGUCUUUUUUAUGUGGUGUUCAUAGGAUUAUGACCUAAAUCUAAAAUGAUCUAUUAAAAUGUUUGUUAUUUUUGCUGCAGGGUUAGAACAUCAUACUGUAGUUCACCAGAAAUGCAUAGGCACUAUAAAUCAAAAGGUUUACUGAUAUCCUGAUCUGUGUACUUUCACAAGAAAUAUCACCAAAAAACUUGAAAAUACUGUCUCAA
This is a messenger RNA of Chelmon rostratus (copperband butterflyfish), 8647 nucleotides long. RefSeq names its product serine/arginine repetitive matrix protein 2. The transcript has a single exon. The record is from RefSeq and is a predicted model, not a curated record. Gene Ontology annotation, cellular component: nucleoplasm. Bases 1 to 8214 code for a protein of 2737 amino acids. Lineage: Eukaryota; Metazoa; Chordata; Actinopteri; Chaetodontiformes; Chaetodontidae.